AUGUCUCCUCAAUGGGCAGUUACUUCUCGCCUUCCCUUGCUGUUCCUCUUUCUCUUCAUCCUAUCCUCCACCCAAUGGCUUUCCCUGCCGGAGCUACGUCCCCUAUGGCAGAAAUUCCCAGAGGAACCUCAACCUUCCUUGCUGUCGCGGGAGGAGCAGACGAUGAGGUCGGGACUGACGGCUGCAAGGACGCGGCUCCAGCAGGAGAGGAUCGACUCUGUGAGGGCUCCUACAGCUGGAGCUUUCCUGCCCGUAAGGCAGGCCCACCUGAGAGAUAGCCAGGGAGUUGCCAACUCCAGCAGCGAUGCCCUGGCAGGGCAGGUAGCUCUCUCCCCAACUGUCAGCAACCCCCCGCUGCUGAAGAGGGUCCUGCAAGAGGUGAAUCGCAGCAGCGAUUCUCCUGCGUCACCAGCAGUGACGGUUGGGAAUCAUUCGUUGCAGCCGCUACAGGCAGCAGCAGAGCCCCGCGCUCUCCCUCCCCUGGCGUCGGAGCGGUUUGCCAUCGUUACUCUGCUCGCUGUCCUGGAAACGCAGAGGACGAAAUACGCCGUGCUGGCCUGCUUGCUUGCUGACAGCAUCAACAAGUACAGGUCAGAGUGGAAGAAGCAGAGAAAGAACAUCGAUCUGGUACUGCUGGCCAAGAGCGACCCUUCCUUCGAUCGGUUCUCCGGCUUCUUUGAGCGCCAUGGCUUCAUCGUCAACAAGGUCCCUACCAUCAUCCCCAGGUGGGGUGUAGACACCAUUGAUCCGGUCUACAAGGAUCAGUUCAUGAAGUUCUGGGCCCUCAAGAUGACGCAGUACAGCAAGAUCCUCUUCGUAGAUGCUGACUCAGUCUUCUACAAGGAUCCUGCUCCUCUCUUCCUCAAGCUCCAGCACUUCACGGGCUGCCAAGCCAACGGCAUCAAGGCGUGGGUGGGGGCUGCUCGAUGUCUCAAUGGCGCACUCCUCUUCUUCAAGCCAUCCGAGGAACUUUUCCGUCGGCAUGUCGAGCAGCAGCAAGUGAUCCCCUCCACCUGUCGGCAUUCCUGGAUGGACGUUACAGAGAUGGGACCUCUCAAUGCUCAGAACUCAGCAUGGAUGCGGCCGCAGCCAGACAAGCUCGAUGCUGGCCUCUGCUUUGACCCCUACGCCUACUCCGUGCGCCUCCCUCCUCUCUACACCGACUUCAACUUGGAGGAGGAUAUGAUCCUCAUGCAUGGCAUGAAGUACACCAACCUCGACGAGCUUGCGGAGGAGAAGUGGUUCGUUGGCCCUGGCAUGCGCACCAAGGUGCUGCUCCCGUUCAGAGCUGAGUUCGAGAGAAAAGACGAGCUGUGGGCCUCAUACAAGCGGCUACACUAG
Guillardia theta CCMP2712 is the source of this 1341-nucleotide messenger RNA. RefSeq lists its product as hypothetical. The record is from RefSeq and is a predicted model, not a curated record. Bases 1 to 1341 code for a protein of 446 amino acids. NCBI's taxonomy places the organism in Eukaryota, Cryptophyceae, Pyrenomonadales, Geminigeraceae. The transcript is spliced from 2 exons. Gene Ontology annotation, molecular function: glycosyltransferase activity.